This is a messenger RNA of Bombus pyrosoma, 371 nucleotides long. RefSeq names its product 40S ribosomal protein S29. The record is from RefSeq and is a predicted model, not a curated record. Gene Ontology annotation, cellular component: cytosolic small ribosomal subunit; ribosome. The coding region runs from base 100 to 270 and encodes 56 amino acids. Lineage: Eukaryota; Metazoa; Arthropoda; Insecta; Hymenoptera; Apidae. Gene Ontology annotation, molecular function: structural constituent of ribosome; zinc ion binding. Gene Ontology annotation, biological process: translation. The transcript has 3 exons.
GUACGCUAGUGUGCGUAACGUUGAGUCGUAGAGCUUUCUGGCCAUUUCCUGCCAUUUCUAUUUUUGAUGUGAUACUGUGAAGAGUUCGCUAAACUAAAAAUGGGUUUUCAAAAUAUUUGGUACUCGCAUCCGAGAAAAUAUGGACAAGGAUCUAGAUCCUGUCGUGCUUGUGCCAACAGGCACGGAUUAAUAAGGAAGUAUGGACUUAAUAUUUGUCGGCAAUGUUUCCGAGAAUAUGCUGCCGAUAUUGGCUUUAAAAAGCUCGAUUAACACAUGAGGACAAUGAAAUAGCUAUAACGUUAAAUUGGAUAACAUUUAUAUCCAUCUUUAUUAAUAUAUGAGAUACAAUAAAAUUAAUUUUUUCUACUAAA